Messenger RNA from Cinclus cinclus, 2601 nucleotides. Its product is annotated as patched domain-containing protein 3-like. The record is from RefSeq and is a predicted model, not a curated record. Bases 1 to 2601 code for a protein of 866 amino acids. Lineage: Eukaryota; Metazoa; Chordata; Aves; Passeriformes; Cinclidae. The transcript is spliced from 4 exons. Gene Ontology annotation, cellular component: membrane.
AUGGCGGGGCCGCGGGACCCCGCGGAGCGCUGCUCCUGCCGCAACACCGACUGCGUGGAGCGGCCGCUGCGCCGGCUCUUCGAAGGGCUGGCGAGCGGCGUGGCCGCCUGCCCCUGGCCCUUCGUGCUGGUGCCGCUGCUGCUGUCGGGCGGGCUGGGUGCCGGCUUCCUCUUCCUGCCGCAGCUGCAGGCGAACGACAUCGAGGGGCAGUUCACGCCGACCUGGGGACCCGCCAAGGCCGAGCGCGACUUCGUGCGGCGGCACUUCCCCCCCGACGACUCGGAGCGCUUCUCCGCCCCGCGGCUGCCCACCGAGGGCGCCUACGCCGCGCUCAUCGCCGUGGCGACCGGCGGGACCUCGGUCCUGGAGCCGGCGCCGUGGGCGGAGGUGCUGCGGCUGAACGCGACCGUGCACGACGCCGAGUACGAGCGGCUCUGCGCCCGCACCCCCGAGGGCUGCGCCAGCCCCAACCCGCUGCUGUCCCGGCAGGGCGGUGCGGGAUCGUCCGGCCCGGGGAGACUCCGCUUCCCCGUCAAUGACAGCGUCUUCCUGGGGACCGCGCUGGGCGGCGUGGAGACGGACGGCGGGUGGGUGCGCACGGCGCGGGCCCUGAAGCUGGUGUAUUACCUGCGGGAGGACGGCCCCGAGGCGCAGGACAGCCGGCAGUGGCUGGAGAGCUUCCUGCGGGACAUCUCGUCCAGAGUGGCGGAGCUGCGCCUCGGCUCCAUUCAGGUGACUUACUUCACCUCGUUGUCCAGACAACGGGAGUUUGAAGGAAACACCAAGAGUGUGAUCCCGCUCUUCUCCGUAACGUAUUUCCUGACGAUCACCUUUGCAGUCAUCUCUUGCCUGAGACUGAGCUGUAUAAGAAAUAAUAUCUGGCUUGCGAUCUGUGGAGUGCUUUCUUCUGGCUUAGCUGUAUUAAGCAGCUUUGGAUUGAUGCUCUUCUGUGGAGUGCCAUUUGUGGUCACUGUAGCAAAUGCACCAUUCCUGAUUCUGGGGGUUGGUGUUGAUGACAUGUUCAUCAUGGUUGCUUCUUGGGAACAAAGUUCAAGGAAAAAAGAUAAAUCCAAUGUUAAAUCUCUGCUGGCUGAGACUUAUGCAGAGGCAGCACUUUCUGUGACCAUCACCACUCUGACAGAUGUUUUGGCCUUCUUCAUUGGCACCUGGACUGCUUUUCCAUCCGUGAGGUCUUUUUGCCUCUAUACGGGCACAGCUUUUGUCUUCUGCUAUGUAUAUACCAUGACCUUCUUUGGGGCAGUUCUGGUAUUAAAUCACAAAAGGGAGCAAGGGAACCGACACUGGCUGACUUGUAUGCGUGUGGAUGGAGGUAAAGAUCAGGAUGAGAGCUCCUGCUUGUACAAUGCUUGCUGUAUUGGCAGCUGUUCUAGGCAGCCAUCUGAGCCAGAAGGUGAGCAUCCAAUGAGCAUAUUCUUUAAAAAGUACUAUGGCCCUUUUGUUACAAAUAAAUGGAUCAAGCUGCUCAUGGUGUUGCUGUACGGAGCAUAUUUGGGUGGCAGCAUUUAUGGGUGUACUCAGAUCAGGGAAGGCAUCGAUCUCCGAAAUCUGGCAAAUGAUGACUCCUACGUUAUUCCCUACUACGACGAUGAUGAAAAAUACUUCUCCACAUAUGGACCCAGGGUCAUGGUUGUCAUUACUGAGAGUGUAGAUUACUGGAAUGAGUCUGUGCGUCUUGACAUUGAGAGCUGUGUACAGAAUUUAGAGAACAUUUCCUAUGUAGAUAGGAACCUCUCAGAGUCAUGGCUGAGAGUAUACACAGAACUUGCCAAAGUACAUUCGAUAAAUAUUAACAAUAAGACUGUCUUCUUAAACAUGUUAACUAUUCUGUUCAAGACUGUUCCCACUUUUGAGUGGGACAUAAACAAGACUCAGGAUGAAAUAGAAGCUUCACGUUUCUUCAUCCAGACAGUGAAUGUGACAUCAGCCGUGGAUGAGAAGAAUCUCCUCAAUCAGUUAAGAGAGGCAGCCAAGCAGUGCAGCAUUCCACUGCAGGUGUAUCACCCAGCCUUCAUCUACUACGACCAGUACCUGGUGAUAGUGCAGAACACUGUGCAGAACGUUGUCGUUGCUGCUGGGGCGAUGCUCGUUGUCUCCCUUCUGCUCAUUCCCAACCCACUGUGCUGCUUGUGGGUGACUUUUGCCAUAGCCUCUGUUAUAGUUGGCGUUGCUGGUUUCAUGACAUUCUGGAGCGUCAAUCUCGAUUCUAUAUCCAUGAUCAACCUGGUCAUUUGCAUUGGGUUUUCAGUAGAUUUUUCUGCUCAUAUUUCCUAUGCCUUUGUUACGAGUGGAGAGUCAUCAGCCAAUAAAAAGGCAAUUGAAGCUCUCUCCCUGCUAGGUUACCCAGUCCUACAAGGUGCAGUUUCUACAAUACUAGGAGUAGUUGUCCUGGCUGCAGCAAACACCUACAUCUUUAGGACAUUCUUCAAGAUCAUGUUCCUUGUUAUUUUGUUUGGGGCUCUUCAUGGCCUUGUUUUUAUUCCAGUGUUUUUAACAUUUUUUGGAAACCUUGUCAGUUCUCCCCACAAUACCAUGUCAAAAAAUUUAGAGCAUAGGUUUAGAAACGAUAAAGACUGUCCAUGA